Messenger RNA from Cantharellus anzutake, 760 nucleotides. RefSeq lists its product as uncharacterized. NCBI's taxonomy places the organism in Eukaryota, Fungi, Basidiomycota, Agaricomycetes, Cantharellales, Hydnaceae. The transcript has a single exon. The record is from RefSeq and is a predicted model, not a curated record. Bases 376 to 624 code for a protein of 82 amino acids.
UUCUGUGAUCCACAUUGACCUGUCAAAUGGAUUUUCGCUUCGCACCACGCCCAUACCCACACUGCAGGGCACGCAGUAACGCCCAAAAACCAGGUCACGUCGCCACUAACGAUGUGACAAGCAUGCUAUAAAAAGGGCCCUCCUUAUGUUCCACAGAGUUAUAUAUAAUUCCGGCCAAUGCUUCUGUGACCGUGGUUUUGCAGGAAGUGGAAGGGUGAAUUAUAUGAAGUCAAAUUUGGUGACCCUGGUCCCGCUCGCCUGUCACUGAAUCAGGUCUGAACACGUUAUGAGCGUAUCCUUGAAUCUUCGAGAUUUUGACGUCUGUGACUUCGAAUUUCGUCGACCUGAGGAUGCACCUCCUGGCGCCCGUCCAUCAUGGUAACCUCUCAGAACGAUGGCUUGUCGCAGCGGUAUGGAUGUGGCCAGUAUAUGCUUGCAGGGUGUUCCCACACUAUCCCCAUGUGCUUUUUGUUUGGGUAUUGGUGUCUGGUCAGCUGGAUAUAUCUACUGACUUCAGGUCUCGUUGCUUUUCACAGCGCGGUAUCCCACUUCUCAGAUUCGACUCGUAAACACCCUAGAAACCAACUACACAGCAUGAACGCGCCUCGCAUCUUGGAGGAAUGAAGUAAAUAUAUGGUAUUGAUAUAAUCAUAUGGCAUAUGUGAAGACUAUUCGAGCAUGUAUGAUUGUAUCUUAGUAGAUACAUGAUACAACCUUACUGCUUGCGCACCCACAGAUGAACAAAAUGACAAAAUCCUAU